This is a messenger RNA of Astyanax mexicanus (Mexican tetra), 8132 nucleotides long. It is a transcript of the gene pkn2a, whose product is annotated as protein kinase N2a. Gene Ontology annotation, molecular function: protein serine/threonine kinase activity; small GTPase binding; ATP binding. Gene Ontology annotation, biological process: protein phosphorylation; signal transduction. The transcript is spliced from 22 exons. Lineage: Eukaryota; Metazoa; Chordata; Actinopteri; Characiformes; Acestrorhamphidae. The record is from RefSeq and is a predicted model, not a curated record. Bases 65 to 3004 code for a protein of 979 amino acids.
GUGCGCGUGUGUGCGCGCGCGCCCCCCUCUCCCCGCACGCUCUGAUUCAAAGUUUAGAUCCAAGAUGGCGGCGGAUCCCGUGCAGGGUGACCUGAGGGAUCACAUGGUUUCGGAGCUCCGCCUGGGCCACAGCCUGGACCUGUCAGACACCAUGGUCCAGCAGAAGCUGGACGAGAUCCGAGAGCAAAUAAAACGGGAGAUCCGGAAGGAGCUGAAGAUAAAGGAGGGGGCGGAGAACCUGCGGAAAGUCACCACGGAUAAAAAGAGACUGGCGUACGUAGACAACAUGCUGAAGAAGUCCAACAAGAAGGUGGAGGAGCUCCAUCAGGAGCUUCAGGAGCUAAAUGCCCACAUUGUCGUCAAAGAUCCAGAGGAGCUUCUUUUAGAAUGCCCUCUGACGCCAGACACCCCCAGCAGUGAGGGUCGACUGGCAGCGCUGAAGAAACAGAUCGACAUCGAGCUGAAAGUCAAACAGGGAGCGGAGAACAUGAUCCAGAUGUACUCCAACGGCUCCUCAAAGGACCGUAAGCUGUUGGCGACGGCGCAGCAGAUGCUGCAGGACAGCAGGAUGAAGAUCGAGUUCAUCAGGAUGCAGAUUCUGAAAGCCAGUCAGAGCCACGAGCUGAGCUUCGACAACAACGACGUCAUCGCUAAACCCAUCAUUAGCCCUCUGGACCUGCGGGUGGAGGAGUUGUGCCAUCACGCUCGGAUUGAACAUGCCGUGGCUGAGGGUGCCAAGAACGUCAUGAAGAUACUGGGCUCAGGAAAACUGACUGAGAAAAAAACUCACUCUGAGGCCCAGGCCCGGUUUAAUGAGUCCAGUCAGAAGUUGGACCUGCUGAAGUAUUCUCUUGAACAACGGCUCAGUGAGCUCCCGAAACACCAUCCGAAGAGCAGCAUCAUCAUGGAGGAGUUAUCACUAAUGUCUUCUCCUGCUCUCAGUCCCCGAAACAGCCUUAUAUCCACCCAGAACCCGUACAGUACCAUAGCCAAACCUGCAGCACUCACAGGGACGUUAGACGUGCGGCUGAUGGGCUGUCAGGACCUGCUGGAGGACGUCCCGGGUCGUUCAAAAGCCACGACGCUGACCCUGCCGGGGUGGAGCCCCAGCGACACUCGCUCGUCCUUUAUGAGCCGGGGGAGCCGCAGCCGAACGGCCAGCAUCCGGAACCUCUCCAAAACAGACGACCUGUCCAAUGAGAUCAGUGCUGUGUUAAAGCUGGAUAACACGGUUGUUGGACAGACCAGCUGGAAGCCCGUCAGUAAUCAGUCGUGGGAUCAGAAGUUUACGUUAGAGCUCGACCGGUCUCGAGAGCUGGAGAUCUCUGUGUACUGGCGGGACUGGCGUUCUCUCUGUGCGCUGAAGUUCCUGAGGCUGGAGGAUUUUCUGGAUAAUCAGCGUCACGGGAUGUGUCUUUACCUGGAGCCGCAGGGCACGCUGUUCGCCGAGGUUACGUUUUUUAAUCCUGUCAUUGAGAGAAGAACCAAACUCCAAAGACAAAAGAAGAUCUUUUCAAAGCAGCAGGGCAGGACGUUUCUCAGAGCUCCUCAGAUGAACAUUAACAUUGCUACCUGGGGUCGGCUGGUGCGCAGGGCGAUUCCCUCUGUCAGUAACUCCAACCUCACCCCACAGCAGGGGGCGGAGCUAACAACAGAAUCAGGGCGGAGUCCACACCCGAACACACACACUCUCAGCAGUGACCCAACGGUAACUAAGCUGAACUUUGAUAAAGACAGAACGCCCGGGUCUAAACAUUACUCCCUGGUCAGUAUCAGAGAAAAGCUGCCGGAGGAGAAGAUCCCCAGUACAGAACAGGUCCAGGACGCUCUGAGCUCCUUCGACUUCCUGAAUGACAGAAUCAGCCUGAGUGUGAAACCUGAGCUGAAAGACGUCACGCAGCACCAGAUCCAGCCGCCGGGAUUAGAGCUCAUCGCCGUGCCCAAGAACACAGAUAUAAGGGAAGAGAAUGAUGAUGGUGAAGAUGAGGAGGAGCAGUUUCACUUCAGCCUCAGAGAUUUUAAAUGUGUUGCAGUUUUGGGUCGAGGUCAUUUUGGGAAGGUGUUACUGGCUGAAUACAGCAGUACAGGGGAAAUGUUUGCCAUUAAGGCUCUGAAGAAGGGAGAUAUUGUGUCUCGGGAUGAAGUAGACAGUCUGAUGUGUGAGAAGAGGAUUUUUGAGACGGUGAACAGCGUCCGGCACCCGUUCCUGGUGAACCUAUUCGCCUGCUUCCAAACCAAAGAGCAUGUGUGUUUUGUGAUGGAGUACGCAGCAGGGGGCGACCUGAUGAUGCACAUACACACCGACGUGUUCUCAGAACCUCGAGCCACGUUUUACGCAGCUUGUGUCGUCUUGGGAUUACAGUUUCUACAUGAACAUAAGAUUGUGUACAGAGAUCUGAAGCUGGAUAACUUGCUGCUGGACACAGAGGGAUACGUUAAAAUCGCUGAUUUCGGACUGUGUAAAGAAGGAAUGGGAUUCAGGGACAGGACGAGUACGUUCUGCGGCACUCCGGAGUUCUUGGCUCCUGAGGUGCUGACGGAGACGUCGUACACACGGGCGGUGGACUGGUGGGGGCUGGGGGUCCUUAUAUUCGAGAUGCUGGUGGGAGAGUCUCCGUUUCCUGGUGAUGAUGAAGAGGAGGUGUUUGACAGCAUCGUGAAUGACGAGGUCCGCUACCCGAGGUUCCUCUCCACAGAGGCCAUCUCCGUAAUGAGGAGGCUCCUGAGGAGGAACCCUGAGAGGCGUUUGGGAGGAGGAGAGCGAGAUGCUGAGGAGGUGAAGAAGCAUCUGUUCUUCCGGAAUAUGGACUGGACUGGGUUACUGGGUAAGAAGGUGAAGCCUCCGUUCGUGCCGGUGAUCCAGAGCCCUAGUGAUGUCAGUAACUUUGAUGAAGAGUUCACGUCUGAAGCUCCGGUGCUGACUCCGCCCAGAGACCAGCGUCCGCUGAGCCGAGAGGAGCAGGAGAUGUUCACGGACUUCGACUACAUCGCAGACUGGUGUUAGCUCCCCCCCCCGUUAAACUGUGAACACGCCCUCCUGCCACUCAGUGCCAGCUAAGGGACAAGCCUACCGCCCACAGGGCUGAAACCAGGUUACCAUGACUGUGUUUUAUAUUCAGAAUAGAGGGAAGGAGUGUUACCCAGCAGCAGCAGGGCAGGGUCAGAACCCCUGCAGUUUUAUAAACGAAAACAGGAAAAAACAAUAAUCUGUUACAAUCAGUUUUAGGGAUGCACCAAAUUAAAACCAAAACUGAACUAAAAUAUAUAAUGUGGCUUAAUACAAAACACCAAAUUAAUUUAUUAAAGGUUUUCAAUCAUUUUGCCACUUUUUUUACAAUUAAAUAAAAAAUAAGGCAUUGUUUCUUAUUUUUGUUACAUAUUCUGCCAAACUCUUAAAAGGUUUUUUUAAUUUUUUUUUUUUUUUUUCAUUUUGAAAAUUAAAAAUUACAUUAUUUGAUAAAAUCUAAACAAAUUCCAAACAAAAUGAAAUACUUAACUUUUUGCACCAUUGGAAAAAUACAUAAAAAUAAAUUUCAAAGAAAAACACUUACAAACCUACAUAUUCAAAGUAUUUACUUAACACUAAACUUUUGAUUGCAUAAUCAAACUUUUUUAACUGAACACCUAAAGUGCUUUUUGUCAUUUUCUAGUACAUUUUGCACUAAAUGAUUUUUUUUGUUAAAAUCUAAAACCAAACAAAAUUACAUACUGCCACUUUUUACCACUGCAAAAAAAUGUAGAUAUAUAUUUGUUGCUUUUAAUAGAAACACAUUUCUAUGUUUAUACAUUUAUUUUGUCACUUUUUUUAAUAUUUCAUAAAUUUAUUAGCCUAAAUGUAAUUUUUCUUGCUUUCCAAAGAAAAUUAACUUACAAACCUACAUAUUAAAAGUGUUUAUUGAACACUACACUUAUUUUUAUCAUCCUGUCUGACGGCAAAUUGAUUGCAUCAUCAAAAGCAUCAUUUUUCUGUAUUAAUUAUUAAGUCUUUUCACGUAUCUUACUGAACACUUAAAUUGCUUUUUGUCAUUUUCAACCGAAUAAUUGAAGUACAUUUUGCAACAAAAUGAUUUUUUUUGGGUGAAAUCUAAAACUGAACAAAAUGAAAUAUUGCUAUUUUUUAUCACUGCAUCAAAUGAAUAGCGUGAAUGUAUUUUCUCUUUCUUUUAAUAGAAAAGACGAUUACAAAACAUGAUUGAACAUUAAACUUGUUUUAACAUCCAACCUAACUGCGCUUUGAUCACGUAAUCAAAGCAUAAUUAUUUUGUAUUAAUUAAUCAUGUCUUUUACUUCGACCAUACAAAAAAGUGUUUGUUUUUUUUUGUUUUGUUUUUUUGUUUGCUAUUUUUCGGUUGCUAAAUAUUUGGUGCAUCCCUAGUAAAUUAACAUCAUGCCUCUCAAAAUUGUAUUUUAACUUCAUCAGUCCACAGGACCCGUUUUAAAAAUGCAUCAGGCUUAUUUAGAUUCUUUGAUAACACUAGAGCUUGUGGUGAGAACGCAGUAAAGCUGAUAUUAGUGCAGGUAACAAUGCUGCACAGUAGAACAGUGCACCACCUCUCUGGAGUCUGAUUAAUCCUCCUGAAGAUCUUUUCUGAUCAGCUUUUCUAGCAAUAAAGUAAAGGUCAAGUUCUUUUUUAUACUACAGACAUCAACACUGACACUCAAAGGCCAAAUACUGAACACAGAUUUUCACAGGUCAUUUUCAUUGCAGCGGAAUAGUUUCGGUUGCCAGAUAUUCUGUGUAUUCCUACUCAAAAUAUUGCCUUAGUGAACAGAACCAUCUCACUGUGCUGUUCUUCUGCGUUGAUACUGAAGGGAUUCUACUUCUACUAGUUUAGAUUAAUUUCUCUUUUUCUCUGAUUGUGUUUUUUUUUUUAAUUCAGACGUCUGGAAUUUCUCUCCCCGAACUCUGAAACUGUGUAACACUAAUAGUGAUUUGGGUCACUUUUACCUGAAUGUAGCCUAUAUUUUACUUCAUAUGUGACACAGAUGGGUUGUUUAAUUGGCAGUGGCAGCGUUGGGUCCCAAAUAUGGCACAAUGGAAAACAUCACAGCUUAAAAAACUGUAGAAUAUUUUCUUUUUAAUGGAAAAUCUCCAAGACUAGUCUUAAUGUCUUCCCUGUCUGGGGGGGGGGAAGUGGGAAUCUGUCUCUUUGUGCUUCUGGUCAUGAUUAAAAACAGAAGCAGAGAAGCUACUCGGAUUCAGAAACUAUAAUGAAUUUUUAUAAAUGUAUUUUUAUAAUGUAGCAGCAGCAUGUUACACAGCACUCUGUACUGUCCCUUAUCAUGUAAAGAAAUUUUCAGUGUAAAAAGUACUUUUCUGUGUGUCUGAGAGGGAAAACAGCUGUGACCACAUGUUACCUGAUGUUACCCCAGAUCAGCUGAAGCUGUAGGUGAAUUGUAGUGUUUUGUUACUGAUGAUACAGACGUUUGGAGAUGUUUGGAGACGUUUGGAGAUGUUUGGAGACGUUUGGAGAUGUUUGGAGACAUUUGGAGAUGUUUGAAGGCCUGAAGAUUCUCUAAACUCAGAACCCAGCGUAUGAUCUUGCAUUAUUAUGGUCUCUUUUGCAGAGAGAGGAAGCAGAACAUACAGUUUGAUCACCCAGAAAGAAAGCAAGCAUGAGCUGCACUGAUCAGCCAUAACAUUAGCACCACCUGACAAAUACUGACGAUGUUCUGUGGUAACGGGAACACAGAGAUUAUCAUUACAGCAGAUCCUUAAAGUUUGGUAAGUUGUGAGGUGGGCGGAGCCUAUAUGAGUAUCAAUGAUCAAUGAGUCAGUCUUACCACCUAAUAGUGUGUAGGAUUGACUCUUACCAUCUAAGUUUAUCUGCUUCUAGUGUUAGUCUUGGUGCCGUGACCCGACAGGAGCUUCAAAGAGUUACUAGGUGGUUGCUAAGUGGUAGCUAUGGUAUCUUUAAAAUCUUUAAAUUAUCUUUAAAUUUGUGAGGUGGGCGGAGCCUUCAUGUGCAUCCAAUGAGAGGGUCACGGAUGAUGAUCAAGGCUGUUUCAGUGGUUGUCAUUGUUUGGACACUCGUGUUUUUAAUUCAGCUGUCAGUGGUGCUAAUGUUUUGGCUGUUCAGUGUCUGUAUCAUAACAUAAAUGUCCUAAUCCUUCAUUUUUCCUUCAUGGAGUCUAAAGCCCUAUCCGGAUGGGAUAAUUUCUCAGGGGGUCCUGGGGUAAUUUUCUCUUCCAUCCGGAACGACCAUCUCUGUUUUUCUCAGACGUCCUCUGAGAAAAUUACAGGCUGAAUUAUCUAGUGUUUUUCGCUGAACUCCUUGGUCCUCCGAUAAUUUUAGUCCAGUCCGGAUCCACAUCUCAGAGUUUCGUCACCUCGCGUUUAAUAAAAUAGCUAUUUGUCCACUGCCGCACACCGUAAUUACACUUUGGGUGCACGUUUCAACGGAGAUCCAUGUAAAACACAACAGCGAGUGGAAUUGGAGGAGCUACUGAACGCGAUGUCACGUGACCUAGAAAGCCUAAAAACUAGUAGAACUGUAUGAGUAGAAUUUUUUUAAAUACAUCCCCAUAGAAACUAAUCCCAUCCAGAUAGAGCUUAAAAGAGCACAACUGUCAAUGCUCUCUCUGAAUGGGUACAGUACAGUAGGUGGCGCUCUCCCCUCAUCACUCCCAUUGUGAUGCUGGUCAGCACAGGUAUCUAUUAGCUGAUGUAUCAGAGCUUUCCUCAAACAGCGCUUUUCCACUGAUGUGAAAUCUGACACCAAUUAGGUUUGCAAACCUAAUUUUGAACCGUUUGCAGCGUUUACACCAAUAAAAGUAGAUUUCAGAACCAGGAGCGUUUAUUUGCAGUGGGAACCAAAGAUUACUAGGUUCUUCAGUGUGAAACAUGACGCUUCUGUUUACCACCACUGUGCAGCGCCCUCUGCUGUGUUUUUUUUUUUUUGAUGGUGCAAAUGUAGCUGUGAGACAAUUCAUCUGUUCCUGUAAAAACUAGGACACAAAUAUUUAGUGCACUUAACGCCAAAUCCACACUAUUAGAGGAUUAGUAUAUAGUCUAUUUAUAGUCUUAUAGUAUUAAGUGUAUUGUGUGGUACACAAUUGGGACACAGCCUUUGUUUGUUCUUCUUUCUUAAAGGAGAACUCUGGUGUAAAAUUGACUUUUGGUUUAGUAAAACAUGAUAAAAAGUACUAAACUUUGUUGAAUAGCUCACCUCUGCUCUCCGGCAGCUUUCUGAGAUCCAGUAAUAUUUGUUGUUUCCCAAAACAUGCUUUAGAAUGAAUAUGGGGCAUAUUUUGCACUGUUUGUUACACUGUUAUCCCGGCUCAAAGUAGCUCCACACCUCAUUGGUAGAACCCCGAGAGCCCUGACAUUUAAUGGUGGGGCCUGGAGAUUAGGUUAUGCUUCAGGUUGUAAACAGUGGUUUUUAAUAAGCUUCUUGUGCACUUGGGCUCUCGGGAUUCAACCAAUGAGGUGUGGAGCUACUUUGAGCCUGGAUAACAGGGUUAAAAACCCAUUUAUGUGCAGGAGCAAAUUAUGCCCUAUAUCACCCAUUCUAAAGCAUGUUCUUAGAAACUGCAAAAAAUGACUGGAUCUCGAAAACUGCGGGAGAACAGAGCUGGGCUUGUCAUCAAAGGUAAGUACACUUUAUCAUGUUUUACUACACCAAAAGUCAAUUUUACACCGGAGUUCUCCUUUAAACUGAGAUCUCUUUAUGAGGAACUGUUGCCGUUUACAGGACUAACAUGCUCAUGCAAGCUUUUCAUCUCCAGUUGGACGGAAUCAUUUUCUGUAACAGAGCGGAUGUGUGUGGACUCUGUCCAGUCUGAAUCUGGUCUUGAAUCCCAAAGGGAACGAGAUGUGGGGUCAGUUUAGGGUUUAGUAUGUAGGCCACCCUGUGUAAAUACAGUGGAAGCUGGAAGCACUUGUCGUUUUUUAAUGUUUUGUCUUUUCUAAAUUAUGUGUUUUUAUCUGAAUUGUGAGAAACGGGACUGUACAAAGGGUUAAUACUCCUUUCUGAUGUGGUCCAGCUUGUUGCUGAAGGAGCCUGUAGCUUUUUGUUGGUACUCAGCCUUGAAGUUAAACACUAUCAUGUUGUAAAUAAGAAAAAAAAAAAUAAACUUUGCUAUGAUUGAUGUCUAUCAUGAAUGCAAAGUAAAAUGUUUGUUAUAUAAAA